Molecule: messenger RNA, 774 nt
Organism: Olea europaea var. sylvestris
Lineage: Eukaryota; Viridiplantae; Streptophyta; Magnoliopsida; Lamiales; Oleaceae
Exons: 3
Coding region: 1-774 (257 amino acids)
Source: RefSeq, a predicted model, not a curated record
AUGCCUAAGGAGGAGGGUGGUUUGGGUCUACGGAGUUUGGAGAUUUGGAAUAAAGCUGCCAUGUUAAAGCACCUUUGGUCCCUUUGCACGGAUUCUGCCUCCUCUCUUUGGUGUUCUGGGGAUUGCUCUUGGAGUUGGGGGAAGAUUCUUGGACUCCGGGAUAUAGGGAGAGACAAAAUGAAAUACAGUAUUGGUAAUGGUAGACAUGUUUCGCUUUGGUAUGAUAAUUGGCACCCUCUUGGCCCCUUAGAGAAGAUUCUUGGUGAGAGGAUCAUUCGUGAAUCCAGAUUGAGCAGACUAGCUAAGGAGUCUCUUCGACUUUGCUGGCCUAAGGUGACUUGGUAUCACAUUGUAUGGUUCCCUAAAUGUAUUCCACGUCAUGCACUCAUCCUUUGGCUAACAAUUCUAGGUGGCAUCUACACACAGACAAAGCUUCUUCGCUUUGGUUUGGUAAAAUUUAUGUGUUGUGUGCUGUGUGGUUGUUCACUGGAGGAUUUGGAUCAUCUGUUUUUUGCUUGCCCAUUUUUUGAGCAUGUUUGGCAUGCUCUGCAUGUAAAAUGUAACUUGCCCUGGGUUCAACGGAGUUGGGCAGAUACUCUUUCUUGGAUGGAGCAGUUUCGUGGGAGGUCAAUGCAAUCCAUCGUCAUUCGGUUGAUGUUUGCGGCUUCGAUUUAUACUAUAAGGAGUGAGCGCAAUGUCAGGACCCACGGUGAGGCUCCUAAACACAAGCCUGCUGUUAUUCGAGAUAUUAUUUUUUCUGUUUGUGCACGGUGA